AUGAGAAAUAUUACAAACACGGCAAUCAAUAGGAAUAUCAGCUUCAGUAGUCUUCCUCGCUUCGUUGGCAGAGCUCUUCGUGUACCCAUCGCAGGCGUCACUGUAGGCGGUGGCUCGUUUGCAUACGCCAAUUAUAAAUUUGAAGGUGGUUACACACUCUCCCACUAUUCUCCUCUCAUUUGUCCCCCAGAAUUUCGCAGCAAAACUGCUAAUCUUGUCGAUGACGUCUCUUCUGGUUUCACUGACGCUUAUCUAGCCCUGCGUGGUACCCUGCCUUCCGCCGAUGGCUUCCAUGAGCGCCGUGAGAGGCUCAAUGAGUGGCUCAGUGGGUUUCGCGGUGGUGGUCGAGGUGGUGGUGAUGAUGGCAGUCCUAGUGGCAGUCGCAGUCGCAACGACAAGGGCGACCCCAACGGCAACCCUGAUACUCCUCCAAACCCAGCGCUCCUCGCUGCUCUCGCUCUAUCGCCAGACGACAGCAACAAGGUCAGCAACGACGACUCACAAGACUCGCAGCCAAACCUAUUAAUGAAUCUCACACGCAAGCUCAUCGAAAUACGGUCCAUUCUCGUCUCUAUUGACCAGAGCGACAACCUCAACCUCCCCAGCAUCGUCGUCAUUGGCUCGCAAUCCAGCGGAAAGAGCAGCGUCCUCGAGGCAAUCGUCGGCCACGAGUUCCUCCCCAAAGGCAACAACAUGGUAACUCGACGUCCAAUCGAGCUUACUCUAGUACAUACACCCCACUCUUCCGAGGAAUAUGGUGAAUUCCCCAGUCUGCCUUCUUUCGGCAAAGUGCAGGAUUUUGCAGCCAUACAGAAAAUACUUACUGACCAAAACCUCUCUGUUCCAGCCAGCCAAUGUGUUUCUGACAAACCCAUCGAUUUGCGCAUAUACAGCCCACACGUGCCCGACCUCACGCUGAUUGACUUGCCGGGCUAUGUACAGCUAAGUGGGAUGGAUCAGCCGGACGACCUUCGCGAGAGCAUCAGCAGUCUCUGCGACAAGUACAUUGCCCCUCCCAACGUCAUUCUGGCUGUCUGCGCUGCGGACGUAGAUCUCGCCAACUCGCCAGCUCUGCGUGCCAGUCGGCGUGUAGAUGCACUUGGCAUGCGCACUGUCGGCGUUGUCACCAAACUCGACAUGGUGACACCAGACGAGGGCACUGCUAUACUCACCAACCGCAAGUAUCCGCUCCAGCUGGGCUACGUCGGCGUCGUGUGCAAGGCGCCCAAACGCGGCAUCAUCGACGUGCUCGCCGCGGACAGUAAUGGGAAUAUGAGUGGGGCUAUUAUGCAGCGCGAGGAAAAUUACUUUCAUAACCACUCUCAGUCAUUUAGUAAACCAGGCGUACUCGUCGGCACAAACACUUUGCGUAAAAAACUUAUGGAGGUGCUCGAACGUAGCAUGAGUGAUAAUCUCCAAGAUGUUAGCACGGCUGUACAAAAUGAACUCACUGACGCUUCCUACCAAUUCAAAGUGGAGUACAACGACAGAAGAAUGAGUCCGGAAUCUUACGUCGCUCAAGUCGUAGAUGGACUCAAGGUGGGAUUGAGAGAUGGCCAACUAAGCUUCAGUAAACCUCAAGUGAGGGAGAAACUCGAGGGCAUGCUCAGCGAUCGCGUCAUGUAUAUCCUCGAACAGCUGUACUGGAAUGACAAGCGACUAGCUGAGUUGAACAAACUGUCUCAAGGAGAAGUAGAUCAGUAUUGGACGCAGAAAGCAGACGCUGCACGCUCACUAUUAACUAAAAGCGGAAUAGGCAGGGAUUCGUCUACACUCGUAGCUGAUGGUUUGAGGGGGUUGGUUGAGGUGUUGACGACUGACUCGCCCUACUCAUACCACUCGGAGGCAGCACAACGAAUCAGAGAAUUCUCAUACGAGAUUCUGCGAUCUCGCUUGAGCGCGACUAGUGACCAGGUCGAGAACGCACUGAAGCCGUUCAAAUUCGAGGUGGAGACGGAAGACAAAGAGUGGAACAUGGGACGGCGGCAUGCGAUAUCCGCAUUGGAUAAAGAGCAUGAAGCAUGUAAUGCGAAACUGAGUGAGAUACGCCAGAGGGUGGGUGGAUAUCGCAAGCUGAAAAGCAUCAUCAGUUAUAUUGAGCAAGUGGAGGAUGGCAGUAUGACCCAAAAGAGUGGGAAAGAGGGAGAACCUGCGUGGAAGUUGGCCUACAACCCCGCACACCUAGUAGAAGCACGACAAGCAAUGUUGUUAGGGGAAAGACUCGCAAUACUCAAGCUGAGAAAGUCAACCCUUCAAUCAUCGCAGUGUAAGUAUGGAAAGGGAGUAGAGACACGCUGUCCCGAGGCUUUCUUGACGGUAGUUAGUGAGAAACUGGCAUAUACCUCAUCGUUAUUCCUGCAAAUUGAGCUCCUGCAGACGUUUUUUGACCAGUUCCCACGAGAGAUUGAUUCGCGACUGAUGUAUGACCUGGAUAGACAGGCUAUCAGUAAUUUCGCGCGGGAAAACCCAUCUGUGCGCGCGCACCUCGACCUGCAAGAGAAAAAGGAUAAACUGGAGGAUGUGAUGCGAAGGUUAGAGACAUUAAUGCACGCGAAAGAGGCACAAGCACCCUCGAGUAGGCGUAAAUAUAGUUUGUUUUGA
Molecule: messenger RNA, 2601 nt
Organism: Wallemia ichthyophaga EXF-994
Lineage: Eukaryota; Fungi; Basidiomycota; Wallemiomycetes; Wallemiales; Wallemiaceae
Exons: 1
Coding region: 1-2601 (866 amino acids)
Cellular component (GO): microtubule; membrane; cytoplasm
Molecular function (GO): GTP binding; GTPase activity; microtubule binding
Source: RefSeq, a predicted model, not a curated record